Molecule: messenger RNA, 756 nt
Organism: Syzygium oleosum
Lineage: Eukaryota; Viridiplantae; Streptophyta; Magnoliopsida; Myrtales; Myrtaceae
Product: B3 domain-containing protein At3g25182-like
Exons: 1
Coding region: 1-756 (251 amino acids)
Molecular function (GO): DNA binding
Source: RefSeq, a predicted model, not a curated record
AUGUCGAGCGGCAUCGGAAGCAACACCCCGCGAAGCUCGGAUGAUGAACUCGAAGAAGGCGAGAUACGAGACACUCCCUCUCCCGGCGAUGAUCGCCGAGUGCCCGACGAACCCGGAAAAGGAGAAACGGCGCACGGCGAUGCUUCCUCUCCCGAUGAUCGUGAAGGUUGCUCUGGACAAGUCGAGACUGGCGGCAGCAAACCGAACACAAUGAGUUUCGAUAUACUAACGAUUGCCGCGACUGCUUCGCGGGAAGAAGCGCGCCGCUCUCAAGAAUCGUCCGCGGCGGCUUCGUCUUCGUCCGAAAACCCUAGUGCUCUUCGUGAGAGAGUCCGGAGAUCUUUCUUCCCGGGUGUCGCCACCGGCGACAUGAUUGGGGGGUGCGAAAUGGUUCUCCUCAUCGAGAAGCCGCUCGACAUUGUGGACGUGAGCCCACCCGCGCGCCGGCUCACGCUGCCCAAGGCGCAACUCCUGGCCAAGUUUCUCAGGAAGGCCGAGAAGGAAGCGCUCAAGACGCGGGACGAGAACGGGGCGCCAACGGAGAUGAAGGUCUUGCUGCUGGGGCCGUCGGGCGAGACUUGCCACUUGGGCCUGAUAAGGUUGGAUCUGAAGAGCAAGGGCGAGACGGUGUACCACUUGGUAGGGCAAGGAUGGGUCGACAUCGUGGCGAGGAACGGAUUGAUAAAGGAUCAAGUCAUCCGGCUGUACUCGUGUCGGAUCGCGUCGAGUCUUUGUUUCGCACUCGUGCUCCCUUGA